This is a messenger RNA of Haliaeetus leucocephalus (bald eagle), 2971 nucleotides long. It is a transcript of the gene DLST, whose product is annotated as dihydrolipoamide S-succinyltransferase (E2 component of 2-oxo-glutarate complex). The record is from RefSeq and is a predicted model, not a curated record. NCBI's taxonomy places the organism in Eukaryota, Metazoa, Chordata, Aves, Accipitriformes, Accipitridae. Gene Ontology annotation, cellular component: oxoglutarate dehydrogenase complex. Gene Ontology annotation, molecular function: dihydrolipoyllysine-residue succinyltransferase activity. Gene Ontology annotation, biological process: tricarboxylic acid cycle. The coding region runs from base 542 to 1885 and encodes 447 amino acids. The transcript has 15 exons.
UGCGGCACCGGGCAGAGCUGACCGAGGGGAAGAGCCUCCGAAAAGCGCCGCUCUCGGGCUCCGCCGUCGCCGCCUGUCGCCGGGCUGAAGCGGUUUGGGGGGCGGCUCUGUUGGCAGCCGUGACUCGCUCCCUCCCCCCCACCCCGGCCUCCGCCGGCAGAGACCCUCCCCGGCCGGGGUCCGCCCGGUGCAGAAACCGCAAAUGAAGUGGUGCCUACUUUCUUACUUAAUUCCCGUGCUCCAUUUUCAAAGCGGUCGUUGAACCAACCAGUGCAAACAGCAGUAACCUGUGCUGGCGGUAGCCUGGGCUUGCGGGGUCCGAUAGCCAGAGCCAGCAACUCAAAUCAACAUCGUGGCGGCACUUGGCCCGCUCUUUUCUGUCAUUUGCUGACUUCGGGCCAUGUCUUCCGUUUAAAUAGCAAACAUGCACAGCUUUAUCUAAGUACAUAUAUGUAAGCAUGCACAUAUGUACGUAUAUAUGCAUGCCUACAGGAGGAAAAAAAUCACUUCUCUUCCAAAUGACCAGCUGAAGCCUUAGAGCAUGAGAUUUGAUUUUAGCCAUUGUGUGAAUGGGAACUGUACUCUGGCAAGAUGCUCUCUGUCUGGUGUGGCUGGGAGCCAGGGACUGGCUUACAUGAACAGCAGGAAGCUUGUAGUAAAUAGCUCCAGUGUCUUCACCGUCCGUUACUUCAGAACCACUGCAGUACGUAGGGAUGACGUGGUUACGGUGAACACACCAGCCUUUGCAGAGUCAGUCACAGAAGGAGAUGUCAGGUGGGAGAAAGCUGUUGGAGACACAGUGGCGGAAGAUGAAGUGGUGUGUGAGAUUGAAACAGACAAGACAUCAGUGCAAGUUCCAGCCCCAGCAGCUGGUGUGAUUGAAGCCCUUCUGGUACCUGAUGGUGGCAAAGUGGAAGGGGGAACGCCUCUGUUCAAACUCAGGAAAACUGGGGCUGCUCCUGCCAAGGCCAAACCAGCAGCAGCCCCUCCUCCUCCUGCAGCCCCUGAACCUGUAGCUGCAGCUGCUCCUCCCCCUGCUGCAGCACCAAUUCCCACUACAAUGCCACCAGUGCCGCCUGUGUCAACUCAGCCCAUUGAUAGCAAACCAGUGUCUGCGGUGAAGCCAGCUGCAGCCCCAGCGGCAGCCCCUCCUGGGGAGGCAGUGCCCAGCAAAGGUGCCCGAUCAGAACAUAGGGUGAAAAUGAAUAGGAUGCGUCAGCGUAUUGCUCAGCGGCUGAAAGAGGCUCAGAAUACUUGUGCCAUGCUGACCACUUUCAAUGAGAUCGAUAUGAGCAACAUCCGGGAGAUGAGAGCUGUACACAAGGAUCCCUUCCUGAAAAAGCACAAUCUGAAGCUAGGUUUCAUGUCAGCUUUUGUGAAAGCUGCAGCUUUUGCUCUGCAGGACCAGCCCGUUGUGAAUGCAGUGAUUGAUGACACGACCAAAGAGAUUGUGUACAGGGACUAUGUGGACAUCAGUGUUGCUGUAGCAACUCCCCGGGGUCUUGUGGUCCCUGUCGUUAGGAAUGUAGAAAACAUGAACUUUGCUGACAUAGAGCGUGCUAUCUACGAGUUGGGGGAGAAGGCACGGAAGAACGAACUGGCCAUUGAAGACAUGGAUGGCGGCACUUUCACAAUCAGCAACGGAGGGGUUUUUGGGUCACUCUUUGGGACACCUAUCAUUAACCCACCCCAGUCUGCCAUCUUAGGCAUGCAUGCCAUCUUUGACAGGCCUGUAGCUGUGGGAGGCAAGAUCGAGGUGCGGCCCAUGAUGUAUGUGGCGCUGACGUAUGAUCACCGGCUGAUUGAUGGCAGAGAGGCAGUGACUUUCCUGCGCAAGAUCAAGGCAGCGGUGGAGGAUCCCCGCGUGCUGCUGCUUGACCUGUAGAGCAGCCACACCCCCACACAACCCACGCAGGGCAGGGCCACAGCACCAGCAGGGGCAAUGCAGGGCAUUCAGGAACUGGCAGGGGUCAUUCCAGUCUCUCUUCCUCCGCUGUGAUCGGAGCUGUCCCAGAGGGAAUUGUGGGGAUAGCUCCUACCUCCUUUCCUAUUCUGUUUAACGAAGGUUCAGUUUCUCACGAGGAUUGCUAUGCAGUGGGCCAACCACUGAACGGCACUGCCUUUCCAGAGCCAACUGUAUGGCAUCCUCUCCCUCACAGCACCGAACUCUCACCUCUAGCUUGUCCUAUACCACUGGAAACUGCUUGCUGCUGCUGUGCUAGGGUACCCUUCCCUGCCACUCCAAGGCAGGUUCAGCUUUAUUUCCUAGCACUGAGGUUCCUGGGAGGGAGAGGAGAGGAGAGGCUACUGUUCUGUCCCUGUUUUGCUUGAAAAUAUUUCACACUCAUCUGCCUUGCAAGGGCAGUCUGGGGACACCCAGGCCACUUGCAGCAGAGGUUUUGAUCAGAGCAGGGCUUGAGGUAGGUGUCAUGCCUCUGGCAGUGCCCUGGUUACACUCCCUCCACAGACAGGAACGCAGCGGUGGCAGCUCCCCUGCUUUCCCUUGGAGAUCGUUUGUCUCUCUCCAGCCUGGUCACUGGUGUGAAUGUUUGUCUGGGUGGGCAGAGCCCGUGACCUCUGUGGAGGUAGCACUGAUCCUGGGGGGACAACCCUUUCACCAUUACAUGCCCGACAUGGGGCUAAGAACCAGCCCCCAGCAGCUGUCCUUGAAUCACAGCUCACUGACGGUGGAUCUGACUGCUGGCUUCCUGCGUGCAAGGGCUUGGCCUGCUACCAGCAGAGAGACAGCUGGGGAGGGCCAGGUCUUUAACUGUAAUGUACAUCCCAGCCCAAGGCUGCUGGUUUUGGGGGGAGGGGGGCAGUCCUUAAUCUGAUAGCGCACACAUGUAUUGGGGAGUGAGGGGGUUGCUAGUGCCUGCAGAGUCUAUUACUCUUACCCUCUACGCAGAACUUGUAACUAAAAUAUUUAACACAGCGGAUUUUAAAUGAAAUAAAAGUGGGCAACGACUGC